Molecule: messenger RNA, 1629 nt
Organism: Exophiala spinifera
Lineage: Eukaryota; Fungi; Ascomycota; Eurotiomycetes; Chaetothyriales; Herpotrichiellaceae
Exons: 1
Coding region: 1-1629 (542 amino acids)
Biological process (GO): purine nucleotide biosynthetic process; ribonucleoside monophosphate biosynthetic process; 5-phosphoribose 1-diphosphate biosynthetic process
Cellular component (GO): cytoplasm; ribose phosphate diphosphokinase complex
Molecular function (GO): ribose phosphate diphosphokinase activity; magnesium ion binding
Source: RefSeq, a predicted model, not a curated record
AUGAGAGGAGUCAAGGUCUUCUCUGGGAGGUCUCAUCCUACCCUUGUCCAAUCGAUAUGCGAGAGACUAGGGACUUCACCAGCCAACGUCGACUUAGGGAACUUCGCGAACGGAGAGAUCAGUGUGCAGAUUGGCACGUCGGUCAGGAAUGAGGAUGUCUUCAUCGUUCAGAGCGGCAGCCGCAACAUCAACGACAGUGUCAUGGAGAUGCUCAUCAUGAUCGCAGCAUGCAAAGGUGGCUCGGCUAAAUCAAUCACUGCAGUUAUCCCUUACUUCCCAUACUCUCGCCAGUCCAAGAAAAAAAGCCACCGUGGUGCAAUCACGGCAAAGAUGCUUGCUAACCUGAUGGUCGUUGCCGGGGUAGAUCAUGUCAUUACAGUCGACCUCCAUGCCUCACAGAUGCAGGGAUUUUUUGGCAAACCAGUUGACAAUCUAUUCGCCGAGCCUAUCAUUGCGCGCUGGAUCAAGUCCAAUGUGCCUCGCUGGCAGAAAGCCGUGGUUGUCAGCAAGAACGUUGGCGGAACCAAACGAGUCACUUCUCUGGCGGAUGCUCUUAAAUUGAGCUUUGCGCUGGUAUCUACCGAUAGAGACCGCUCGAAACCAUCGCAUCAUCACAACAACAUGAUGGAUAGUACCAUAUUUUUUGAUGCUAUUGAGCCGCAAUCUUUACGACUAGAACAUCGACAAAAUGAUGGAGAGGAUGGGGAAGAAGCUGAUUCCAUUCUGGAGGAUCCCUUCCAGGACACGACACGUCGCGGCCCACUUCCUCACCGCAAGAAGAGCUCCGCUAAUAAGAGCGGCACGAAUCGCCUGGGUCGUCCGAAAGCAGUCACCAUUACAUCGAGUCCGCUGAUACAAUCGACGCGAGUCGAGUCAUCGCCCGCACCUGAGACGCCUGACGAGCUGACCCGAGCUGAUACGGCACCGAGUGCGCGUCGUCCUUCAGAGUACGAACCCAGUGAAGCGCUACACGACGAGAGAGUCCGUGAUGUGAGGGUGGGCCGGUUGAUACAGGGUCACCUUGUGGACGACGACCACCUGUCUUCAGCCGUUUCAAGCUCAGCUUCAGUCUCAGGCGGACACGGCGAUCGUAGUUCACAGAUCCUGCAGGAUGGGCCAGACGGUUUUGGCUACGAUCCCAUGACUGCUUCUUUUGUGUCUACCACUUCGUCUUUUCAGCCAGAGCAUGCCCUUGGUGGAACCUUUGACGCUGCGGCGACGUCGGAUGAGGAAGAGGAGCAAAUCAGAAACCCUGAUCUCGAACAUACCAUCACCCUGGUUGGCGAUGUCAGGGAUAAAACGGUGAUUUUGAUGGACGACAUCAUCGACAAGUCUGGAUCCUGGAUUGCGGCCGCGGAGACUUGUGUCAAGAUUGGCAGCGCCAAAAAGGUCUACUGCGUCGCCGUGCAUGCCUUGUUCGGUGACGACUCUUUGGAAGAGCUGGAGGAGUGCGACUACAUUGACUACAUCGUCGUCACCAAUACCUUUCCGAUUUCUCCCGAACGUAUGCGAUCUUCCAAGAAACUGAUUGUUAUUGACAUGGCGAAUCUCCUGGCAGAAGCAAUCCGUCGGAAUCAUCACGGAGGUAAGUUGGUUGAACACAUGACGGUCUUUGACCAUGACGACUAA